AUGGUCUCCGAAGCUUGCCCCGUUUACGCGCCCUUCUUUGGCGCCAUGGGUUGCACCUGCGCCAUCGUCUUCACCUGCCUGGGCGCUUCCUAUGGCACCGCCAAGUCCGGCGUCGGUAUCGCCGCCAUGGGCGUCCUCCGGCCCGACCUGAUCGUCAAGAACAUUGUCCCCGUCAUUAUGGCUGGUAUCAUUGGUAUCUACGGUCUGGUUGUGUCUGUCCUGAUUUCAGACGGACUCAAGCAGGAGCUUCCCUUGUACACGGGCUUCAUCCAGUUCGGCGCUGGUCUCUCCGUCGGUCUUGCCGGUCUUGCUGCGGGGUUCGCCAUCGGUAUCGUCGGUGACGCUGGUGUCCGAGGAACUGCUCAGCAACCCCGACUCUUCGUCGGCAUGAUCCUGAUUCUCAUUUUCGCCGAAGUCUUGGGUCUCUACGGCCUCAUUGUCGCCCUGCUCAUGAACUCCAAGGCCACGCUCAAUGCCACCUGCAAUUAA
Molecule: messenger RNA, 489 nt
Organism: Hirsutella rhossiliensis
Lineage: Eukaryota; Fungi; Ascomycota; Sordariomycetes; Hypocreales; Ophiocordycipitaceae
Product: ATP synthase subunit C domain-containing protein
Exons: 5
Coding region: 1-489 (162 amino acids)
Biological process (GO): proton transmembrane transport
Cellular component (GO): proton-transporting V-type ATPase, V0 domain
Molecular function (GO): proton-transporting ATPase activity, rotational mechanism
Source: RefSeq, a predicted model, not a curated record